AGUGUUGCCUUCUUCCACUUCUCCACUAAUACCACGGCCUCCGUUUUCUACAAUACAUACCAUUCAACGGGCUUGAUAUCGACGGAAGUCUUUGAAGAAGGUUUGCAUCUUCUGGAAGAAGAUCGUGUAAAAAACCAGGCUCGAUUGGAUGAGUUGGAGAGCCAACUCCAACAGAUCAUGGAGGAACGCCGGAAUCUUGUCGAGGAAUUAGAAGAUUUCGAAAAAAAGAAAAGCCUCGCGGAACAACUAGUUUCGUGA
Molecule: messenger RNA, 258 nt
Organism: Radiomyces spectabilis
Lineage: Eukaryota; Fungi; Mucoromycota; Mucoromycetes; Mucorales; Radiomycetaceae
Exons: 2
Source: RefSeq, a predicted model, not a curated record